Durusdinium trenchii is the source of this 873-nucleotide messenger RNA. Lineage: Eukaryota; Dinophyceae; Suessiales; Symbiodiniaceae. The record is from the annotation of a GenBank genome assembly.
AUGGUGGAGGCUCUGCCUUCGGCCAAGGACCUCAGUGCGAGCAGCAACGCGGUGAACGCCGCCCAGGGCAUCAUGACCACCGACCGCUACCCGAAGCUGUGCGCCCGAAGCCUGCCCAAUGGUGGAAGGCUGGUGGGCAUUGCGAAGGGUGCCGGGAUGAUUGAGCCAAAUAUGGCCACCAUGCUUUGCUUCUUGAUGACGGAUGUGGAUUUGCCUCGCGAGGAGCUUCAAGAUCAGCUGUCUGAGUGUGUGCUGAAGAGCUUCAACGCGAUUUCAGUGGAUGGUGACGAGUCCACCAGUGACACAGUUGUGCUCAUCUCCAGCCAGCAGUGCUCGUCUCCGGUGGACCCAUCGGACUUCAAGCUGGCGCUGCAGGAGGUCUGCAUGGACCUGGCUGCGCAGAUCGUGCGCAACGGCGAGGGCACCGGCCACGUGAUCCGUGUGAGCGUGUCGGGCGCCAACUGCGACCAGACCGCGUCCUCGGUGGCCAAGGCCGUGGUCAACGGCCCGUUGUUUAAGUCGGCGAUUGCAGGGAACGACCCCAAUGUGGGGCGCCUCAUCGGAAAGGUGGGGCAGACUCUAGGGUCCUUGGGCCACUUGGGCGAGCAGAUGGCGCAGAACUGCAUCUGCCGGAUUGGGGGUGAGACCAUCUUCGAGAAUGGGCAGUUCUCCUUGGACACUGAGAAGGAGCGACGUUUGAGUGGUCAUUUGAAGUUUGCUGCUGCGGAUUGUGAGUCGCCCUAUCCUGAGCACCGGAGGGUGGUGGAUGUCGAGGUGAUCUUGGGAGGGGGAGAAGGACCGGGCAAGGCCGUGGUGCUGGGCUCCGACUUAACCACCGAGUAUGUCAAGAUCAACGCCGACUAUCGCUCCUGA